CUCUUAUUUAUCCACUUUUGUUAUGUUUAUCCAAAAACCGGAAUAAAUACAUUUCUUUUUUCUAGUAGUAUUUUUAUAACUUAAAAGUGUGAUACUUUCAUUACUGUUAACACUUACUGGUGUUAUAAACAUGAAUAUGUAUAGCCUUUCUCCUAAUGAGGUGUGCAAUUAGAUUGCGAUUAGACAACCAUAUCAGUUUAGCAAUGUGUAUCUAGUCAAACCAUUCCGUCCUGCAAGACAGCCUGCACAACAGCAGCGACCGGGGCAUGAUCCGGGGCAUGAUGAAGGGUGUGUGGGCUUAAAGAUUGGGUCAGGUCCAACAACAAUACCUACCACCCCCCCGUAUUCCGUCCGUCGGUUGUUUGCCGUUCCGCGGUACACGCGGCCUUUCGCCGCGUUGCCACUCGCGUAGACUAUAUUGCUAUGCGAGCACAUACCGGACGCAUUCAAUGGCGGGAUUCCACACCAUUCGCACGCCACUGCAGAGCGGAAAAGCCACGCGGCGGCAAACCACCAGUGUUUCGUCUCGUUGUGUGAAACGGUACCGACGGUGUUAGUAGUGGUGAGUAACAACAGCGACUGUAGUGGGUGCUAGCCACAGGUGAUCCAGAAAACGAAACCAAUUCCGCAUUGUUCCGCACUGCUGCACCAUUCAACCGCCGCACACAGACCGCCGACCAACCGCACCAGGUGGAUGAUCUGGUUUUUUUUUUAUUUGCUGGAGGGAAAGUGUCUUAAGCAGAAGGCCACUCACCACGAGUCUCGACGUGCUCAACAAAAACUAGUUGCGGAGCGUUGAUAUUUGCUUGAACAACAAUAUUUCCAAGCAGCGAAACGCCGAAGGUGCGAGAAGUUUUUGCCGAUUCUUGAAGCCAGAUAGCCCAGCUGUAAGCGACCAAGCUAACGAUGUAUAUUGCGGGUGUUGAAGGUGGUGCAACACAUUCCACGUUGGUGAUCUGCGAUGAGGCGGGUCAGGUGGUAGGUCGUGCUAAGGGUCCAAGCACAAACCAUUGGGCCGUUGGUAUACCGGGCGUUGCGGAACGGAUCGAUGCAAUGGCCCGUGCCGCUAAGGCGGAAGCGAAUCUACCGGUGGACCAGCAGCUGACCGCGGUCGGACUAUGCUUGAGCGGUGCCGAAGCGGAAGAAACGAACCGCGAGCUGGAGACGUAUCUUCACACGCACUAUCCGACGGUGGCGGAACGGUACGUGGUGUGCAGUGAUACGGUGGGUAGCAUUCAGGCCGUCUCGAAUCUCGGCGGUAUGGUGAUCAUUGCCGGUACCGGAUCGAACACGCUGUUACGCAACCCGGACGGUAGUACGCACGGUUGCGGUGGUUGGGGUCACAUGAUCGGUGAUGAAGGUGGUGCUUGGUGGAUUGCACGGAACGCAAUCAAGACUGUGUUCGAUCAUCGGGACAAUUUGAAACGUUCCAAGCACCCGAUCGAACGGGUCUGGCAGCUUAUUCAGGAACACUUCGGUGUGCGAACGUUGCACGAUCUGCUCGAUCACAGCUACGGGCGGUUCUGCAAGACGGCGUACGCUGGUCUGUGUGCGAAGCUGGCCCGUGCCGCACUGGACGAGCGUGAUCCACUCUGCCGCAAGCUGUUCGACGAGGCCGGCCAAUCGCUUGCCCGGUCUGUGUGUGCGCUGCAGGAUAAAAUUUCUCCCGAACUGUUGCGCCCAUCGGCUACCGGUUCAUCCUCCGCACUGCUCGACAUCGUGUGCGUCGGUUCGGUGUGGCUUAGCUGGGACCUGCUACGUGACGGGUUCGUCUCCGAGCUACGGUUGCAAGCGUUCCCGCACGAUCUGCGCCUGCUGCGCCUUACCACGACAAUGGCGCUCGGAGCCGCCUACCUAGCAGCGGACACGUACAAGCUAUGCUUACCGCGCGACUACACCGGCAACUAUGACGUCUUCUACACGUACCGGGCGGUUGCGAACGAGAACGGAAACGGUAACGCAACGGACCAUAAAACAAACGGUCGAAGCUAAAAAAAAACAAACGCUCGAAAUGGGGCUUUUUGUUUGUUUUGUGUUCUCCUCUAUAAAGUUUCCUUCCAUUCGCUCUACGCUACGAGAUUGAGAUUCGAUACAGUGUGAUACAAAGUGUGGGUUGUCUAUAGCAGUAAUAGUAGUAGUAGUAGGUUGUAGUAGUACGCAUUGUGAAUACGGCAAACGAUUUCAAAACAAGUCCAACAGAGACCUGAUGUAAGUGGCGCAUUCAAGUGUGUGUUUUUCUCAUGUUUUCCAAUUUAAUUAGUAAAUUUUGUGUUAUUGAUAUAGCAUAGCGAGUUGCUAAUAUGGCAGAAAAAAAACCGAGCUUGCCUGGAGACACAUCUGUAUUUUAUUCCCAAGUAUUCCCAACGAGCCAACGAAGAGGUUUACGCUGAAUGCCACCCUUUUCAUACUGAAUGUGAAUGUUUUUUGUUAUCCAUCACGUGUACGAUUGCUUUUUUUUUAGAUCUUUUAGCCAAAACCCGAUAUCUAACGCAUCUUAUAAGACCGAUUCCAAUCUUAUUGGUACUAGAGUGUGUUGUUGUAAAGGUGUAAUUUUUUUUUAUUGAGUCAAUAUAAAUCUCAUCUAUCACAUCUAUUAAAAAAAAAUUCAA
Anopheles funestus (African malaria mosquito) is the source of this 2609-nucleotide messenger RNA. Its product is annotated as N-acetyl-D-glucosamine kinase. The record is from RefSeq and is a predicted model, not a curated record. Lineage: Eukaryota; Metazoa; Arthropoda; Insecta; Diptera; Culicidae. Gene Ontology annotation, molecular function: N-acetylglucosamine kinase activity. The transcript is spliced from 4 exons. The coding region runs from base 907 to 1992 and encodes 361 amino acids.